CCUGUUAUAACGAACGCAUCAUACAAUCAAUACUCUAUGCACAUGAUUUGUGCUUUUGGGUCAACAUUACAUCUUGUCAAAGAAACAACUGACAAGCAAUUAUAUGAAGAAAUUGAGAAAAUUAUUAAAAUGCGAAAUAAAUCAGUCCUAAGUAGUUCAAUAGUUAAAAAACUUGAAGUAAUUUUACAGUCGGAUUAUUCAACAAUUGUAUCCAAGAUAAUAGCAGAGACAGAAGUUGAAGACAAUGAAAUAACAGAAGAUGCUAGAAAUUCUUUUCCUGAUAUAGAAUAUGAAUGGAUAGAAAAAGUAGUUAGAUCAAUAAAAGGUGCAAAUAACAUUUUUUCAUGUAAUAUGAAACCCCGAAAAACGGAUUUGUUAAUUUUGCGAUUAUCAGACGCGACCGAAAUUUUAGAUAUUGAAGUUUCUGGGCCACCAUUUAAUUCUACUAAAAAACACACUGUAGGGGAUGCAAAAAAGCUUCUUUUGUUAUCUGUUUGCAGUUUAUGCAAAAUACUUGCCAACAAUUUUGAUUGUUUGAUUGAAGAUGCAAAGCAAGUUAGGACAUAUUGCAUUCAAGCAAUUGGCGAUAGGCUCACGUUAUUUGCUACUUCUCUCAUUGACAAAAAGAAAUAUUUGGCUAUUGAAUUAGCCUCGUGCAUAAUACCUUUUUCAUUUGACGCUAUCUCAUGCUAUGCAAGAAUUUUUAACUUUUUUGCAAUAAUCCGAAACGAAUUUGUUAAGCAAGAAAAAAUACAAAAAAAGAUUCGUUCAUUUAUUCCUUUAGCUGAUAAUAAUAAUGAAGAUUUACGAGAGUGGGUGCAUCAACCCGAUGCUGAUUUAACAAUUGUAACUGAAGAUGAUAUAGAUGAACUCUUCUUGUGA
Molecule: messenger RNA, 882 nt
Organism: Racocetra fulgida
Lineage: Eukaryota; Fungi; Glomeromycota; Glomeromycetes; Diversisporales; Gigasporaceae
Source: the annotation of a GenBank genome assembly